UACCACGUCAGUGCUUAGAUACAUUCCUGUGGAUGUGUGGCUCCUCUCGGCUGCUACCUAUGGUAGGUAAGGACAAUGCCAGCUCUAGCUGUAUGGCCUGCUGGUGACAUGUUCUAUAGGCUGCAGUGCUGCUAAUUGCUGUUUUCUCUGAGGAAACUACACAAUCAGAUUAUUUCCAGACGGAUACACACAAGUCAACUAUGAAAUCAAUUAGAUGUGUUGGUGUCUUAUGACAGGAGAACAGGGCUGUGUGUCUUCCAGCAGCCAUAGGGUGGCUGGAGGUUACAAUCUUGUCACAGUCAUUUGCACCAUCUACCCCAGAAGAUGGAACCUUAUUGGAUUUCUCCUGUCACUAGUGUUAAGUUUCUGGGGGUGGUUGCUUUCGAGGAGUAGAGGACUGCUUCCAGGAAAUUGUCCAAUCUGGCGAGGCUCAGUUUCAGAGGUUACAAGUUGCGUGCAUGUGCGACGUUGAUGUUCAUGUGAUGUUAUGCCUGGUCAGGUGAGGUCCGUUUUAUCAGCUGGGAGACGCAGUAAGAGGACACACUCACACAGCCAAUCCAGCAAGCUAUAGCAAGUAACUAAUGGAUGUGCAGAGGGUAUUGAUCAAAUGCACUAAGUGGAGUUUUCCACCGGGACAUGAGAGUCGUUCUAAGCACCCCUUCCACCACCAUCACCAUCCAACAGACAGAGGAACAAAACUCCCUGGACUCUAACGGCUCAAAUUUAAUUUUUUGAAGAGUUUCUGUUGGAUGUAGACGCUGAAGAUACCAUGGAAACGUGGCCUGUUCUUCAAGCAUGCCACAUUGCAUCUGACAGGAAGAAGUACUAAUAUCGAGCCAGCAAGAGGGUUAAGGAGAACCCACACAGGGUUAAUUAAACUCAGGGUAUCUGGUAUGAGCAUCUUAACCCACCAACCUACAUUGUCUUUGAGGAGAUUUACACAGUUUCUAUUUUCAGUUCAAUGGGAUUUGAAUUGGGAUCCCUAAAAACUGAAUGCGGUGUGAUUUUGUUUCAUGGAGUUGGUGUGAGAAGAAAUUUGAGUGCUCUGUUGAUGUUAGGAUAUACCAUACUACAUGGACAACAGAGUGAUGAGCGAAUGCAGGAUCGCUACUAGGAACAGUGUUCAUGGUGUUGAACAGCAUUCUCAGGGUGUUCACUUGCUUGGUCCGCCUGAUUAUUUCUCUGUGUAAAACUCAGACCCAGUUUGUCAUGUUGAAACCAGACACUGACUUUGACCGGCGCAGGUCUCGUACCAGUCUUGCAUCCAUCUUUGAGGAUUUGGUCAGUUUGAGAAAGUCCCUCCUAAACAGAGAUACUGACACACUGAGUCAAAGGUCCUGGGUUGAAAAGACAUUUUUCAAGCGAGAGUGUUCCAAGUUCAUCAAGAGUUCCAGAGAUGCAACAAAAUGCUGCUGUGGGCGUGGUGAGGCAUGGCAUGGGAACCUGCCUCGACCCCCUGAAGAUGACACUCCAAAGCAUGAUGAGCGGUGGCACCCAAUCAAGCACUCAGAGCCCAAACCAACUGAUGCAUAUGGCACCAUAGAGUUCCAGGGAGCGCCACAUCCCAGCAAGGCACAGUAUGUCAGAUUGAGCAGCUUUGACACACGCCCCGAGCAGGUUCUCCAUCUCCUACAGAAACACUGGGGCCUUGACUUACCCAAGCUGCUCAUCACUGUACAUGGUGGCAUCCUAAACUUUGACCUCCAACCCAAGUUGAAGCGAGUGUUCCGCAAGGGUCUCCUCAAAGCUGCCAAGACUACCGGAGCAUGGAUAAUCACAGGUGGAACAAAUACAGGUGUUACACGACAUGUUGGAGACGCCAUCAGCGACCGCACAACCAAGGCCAGGAACAAAGUGGUGGCCAUUGGGAUUGCCCCAUGGGGGAUUGUCGAAAACAGAGAGGACCUCAUAGGGAGAGAUAUAGUGGUCCCAUAUCAUUGUGUAUCUUCACCCAAAACCAAUUCAGCCGUCCUUAACAGCAAUCACUCCUACUUCCUCCUGGUGGACAAUGGAACCAUGGGAAAGUACGGGGGCGAGAUUCUCUUCAGGAAGAAGUUGGAGAAAUACAUUGCCCAGCAAAAAAUAUGCAUAACCAGUGGUGUGAAAGGUCGUGGUGUGCCAGUGAUCUGUGUGGUGCUGGAGGGUGGGGCCAAUACCAUCCGCUCAGUUCUGGAGUAUGUGACAGACACGCCUCCUGUCCCCGUGGUGGUGUGCGAUGGGAGCGGGCGAGCAGCCGAUCUUCUGGCCUUCACACACAAGUACACCAUUGAUGAUGGCACAAUGCCGGAGAGUCUACGUGAUCAACUGAUCAUGACGAUACAGAAGACAUUUCAAUACACCCAGGAACAGGCAGAGAAACUAUUCAUCGAACUCAUGCUGUGUGUCAAGAAAAAGGAACUGAUAACAGUAUUCCGAAUGAGUGAAGGUUCCCAGGAUAUUGACUUGGCCAUCCUCACUGCUUUGCUCAAAGGUACCAACGCAAGCGCUCCUGACCAGUUGAGUCUGGCACUCACCUGGGACAGAGUGGACAUUGCACGCAGCCAUAUAUUUGUGUAUGGACAGGAGUGGCCAGAAGGGUCCUUGGAGCAAGCAAUGAUGGAUGCCCUAAUCAACGACCGUGUGGACUUUGUGAAGCUGUUGCUGGAGAACGGAGUCAGUAUGCAUACCUUCCUCACCAUCCACCGACUCGAGAUCCUCUACAACACGAGGCAAGGUCCAACCAACACCUUGAGAUACCUGAUCCGAGACAUCCGAAAGCAUGUUCCCUCCAACUACAACUACACGCUACCUGAUGUGGGGCUGGUUGUCCAGCAUCUCAUGGGUGGUGCGUUCCGAUCAUCGUACUGCAGAAAACGAUUCCGCCAGAAGUACCUCGCACUCAAAAACCAUCUUUCGGAACAAGAGGGUGCCUCUAUAGGCAAUGUGGUGACAUCCAUCCCGCACCUGGUGAACACCAAACAGGCAGAGGAACUGUUUCCCUACCCAUUCCAUGACCUGAUGAUCUGGGCCGUCCUCAUGAAGAGACAGAAAAUGUCUCUGUUCAUGUGGCAGCAUGGAGAGGAAGCUAUGGCCAAGGCUCUGUUAGCAUGCAAGCUGUUCAAAGCAAUGGCCCAUGAAGCAGACCAGGAUGACUUGGAAAUAGAACUAUCAGAUGAAUUUAGAUCCUAUGCAAAAGAGUUCCAGACUCUAGCCCUGGAGUUGCUGGAGCACUGCUACAAGAUAGAUGAUGACUACACCCAGCAACUACUCACGUAUGAGCUGAAGAACUUCAGUGAGCAGACCUGUCUGAGCCUGGCAGUGGCUGCCAACCAUCGGGAGUUCAUUGCUCACACCUGCUGCCAGGUGUUACUCAAUGACCUCUGGAUUGGGGGGCUGCGCAUGAGAAAAAAUACAAGUAUGAAGGUGCUACUGGGAAUCCUCCUGCCGCCAUACCGCCAUGUAGCUGCCCUGGAGUUCAAGAGCAAGGAGGAGUUGCAGCUCAUGCCUCAGACAAUGGAAGAACAUCUGGAAGAGCUUGAAGAUGGUGCCAGUGAUAAUGAUAACAUCUCAGUCAGCUCCUUCGAUGAAGACCAGAAUGACUUUAACGAUGACCUGGAGACAAGCUUCCACUCAGCACUACAAGCUCCUGCCAAGGAGAAUGGCACUGUGCCAGUAGAUGUCAGCACAUACUUCAACCACCCCUUCAAGAAGAAGAAGAGUCCACUCAGACUCGGUAAAAAGAUCUACGAGUUCUACAAUGCUCCUAUCACUAAAUUCUGGUCCCAUACGAUGACAUACCUUUCAUUCCUGGUGAUGUUUGCCUUCAUCAUACUGGCCAAGAUCAAGCCCACACUCGGUUGGCAGGAGUACUAUGUGGUCACCUACAUCUUGUCUCUUGCUGUGGAGAAAGUCAGACAGCUGAAAGAUAUGGCAUAUUUCAUCAUCAUCCUGUUUAUUGUGGUGACAAGUUUCGGCGUGGUGCGUCAGUCGAUCCACUACCAGAAAGAAGACAUGAACUGGUCCCGAGUACUCAGGAACGUGUGGUUCUAUCCAUACUGGAUGAUAUAUGGAGAGUUGUUUGCAGAGGAUAUAGAUCCAUGUGAGCAUAGUGACACAUGUCCGUACGGAUCGUGGGUCGCGCCAGCCAUAAUGUCUGCCUACCUCCUUGUGGCCAAUAUACUGAUGAUCAACCUUCUUAUUGCAAGAUUUAAUUCAACAUUCUACAAGAACAACGCCAUCUCACUUGAGAUCUGGAAAUUCCAGCGGUAUGAACUGAUUCAAGAAUAUGAAAUGAGGCCCAUCCUGCCACCACCUCUAAUUAUUUUCAGCCAUCUUUACCUGGCAUUCAAGUACCUUAGACGACGCUGCAAGGGCAAGAGGGACUACUACGACAAUGGACUCAAAUUGUUCCUGUCGAAGGAGGACACAGAGAAACUUCAUGAUUUUGAGGAGGAAUGUAUGGAAGACUACUUCCGGGACAAAGAAAUCAAGUUCCAAUCCUCAUCUGAAGAACGAAUCAGACUCAUCAAUGAGAGGGUUGAAAGUAUGUCCAUGCGGGUUGAUGACAUGAACCAGAAAGAGAAUACCAUCAAGCUCUCUCUUCAGACUGUGGACUAUCGUCUUGGUCGACUGGAAGAGAUUGCACACCAAACUGCAGACGCUCUCAACUAUAUCCAGGCAUGUCUUGCUCAUGGUGAGAAUCGCUCUUUCCCAACCACCCGGUUCCUCCACCCUUCCAUAUCCAGCCAUGAUUCCGUCAUAGAACAGGACCUUCCAGCAAUCAUCAUGGAGCCACUAAUGACCCAUGAUCGGGGUCGUGCCUCCAGCUCUGACUUGUCUCAUGGAAGAAUAACACCAGAGACUCAAAUGCAUAGUCAGCCAUCUCCUGUACUGAUACAUUCGAAGAAGCCACUGAACCAUGAACAGUUAGAAAAGUUCACCAAUUACAGCCGGGGUCGACAGCUGAGUGGAGGCACCUAUUCCAGCUUACCGUCUGUGGAUACACAACCUGGAAGUGUUGAUGGGCAGGAUUCACAGAAAGAUGGUACUUCUGGAGAGUCUGCAUUACGAUCACCUGAAACAAGUUACGACAUUUCCAAUGAUAAGACCUUUAACAAAUCCAAUUCUGCUGUUCCUGCAGAAGAUCUAACACCUGUUACAACUGCAUCCAGCCCUGCAACCAUUGCCCCAAGUGAGGCUACCGUUGCUCGAAACCCUCUGCAGUUAUUCAAUCUCCAGUGGUUGUCCCUCCAUCCCCUGUUUCUGAUAACCCAGCUACCCCUGUGAGUUGUAACCAUAGCAUCUCCGACAGUGUCACCUCCUUCUCCCUUACUCUCCCCAGACAACACAAGUACUCCCAUCAGUAACUCUGAAGUGCCACUUCUACAAAGAAGACAUGGGCCUAAGCUAUCCACUAUAAGUCUCAAUAAGGCUAAGAUGAGUCCUGAAUCUAAAUUACGAAUCAUUGGAGCACAGAACAUCAAUCUGCAAGAAGCAUCUUCAACCGCUGAAUCUCAUGGAGAGAUCACACUCAGUCCUGGCUCAAGUGCUGUUUUCACCACAGCCAAACUCCCUGCAGCGACCAAUACAUCUUCAAUACAAGGUCCAGACAAACCAGACAAUCUCAAUCUGAAUGCAACCAAAAAGACUGAUUGGAAGUCUGUACUCUCUGGUAAAACUGAUCAUGCAUACACUCCGAUCUCACCUGAGGUCACCCCACUGACGCCUUCUAAGUCGAUCACCCAAACUACAGGGUCAUUCACUACGCCAGAUCCUGAGGUGGUCCCACAAUCUGCAGUCAGGGAUUUAUCAUCAAUCCUAACCCCACUACAUGCAGAGUACACUUCAAUCACAGAUGACAUCGAUACAUCAUGCAUUAAAGACAGGAGCCCACAACGAAGUCCCACAUCAAGCAACGUUUUCUUCUCUGACAGCUUUUCAGGAUCUGCUCCCCUGGAGACCCCAGCCUACAAGAGUGAGAAGGAACUCCUCCGGAAGGCGGAGGAGAUUGAACAUCGCAAGAUGGAGCAGGUGAUCAGGCACAGACUCCGACAGAUAUCCAUGGAUGAGAGUGACAGUAUCAGCGACAUCGCCAAGCUGGUUGUGAAUGAGCUGGGAAUGGAUGUGAAAAAUGUCCCUCAGGAGGACGAGGUCGAGGAGGAUGAGGAGGAGUGUGAGGAAGAAGAGAAGAUCAUGUUUGGUGGAGUGGAAAUCAAGAUCUCAUCUUGCAGCAGUCAGGAGAGCGAUCAGCCACCUCCACAUUGUUGACCUCACGAUCACUUAGGAAAUAUACUGUACUUGAUCUAGGCUCAAGAACUGACCCUACUGUGGACAGACCUGAUUAUUCAAUGGUUUCUUCAAGAAGAAAUUCACUCCCUGAAGAGCAUGGAUUACAGCUGAAUUAUCAGCCAGAUGAGAUCAUUGAGGUCAAGGCUGUUCUACAGGGUCCUCCAUAUCUGUGAUCAUGAUGAACCCAGGUUACUGUGCAAAGGGUAGACUGAUGCUGUGUGAGCAUAGCAAUUCACUCAACGAUAUUCAACCACUAGUGCUAUUUAGAUCAGGUUGAUGCUAUCUGACAGUGACCACGAUUACUCUGCCUGCCUUGCCGGUGGUUGUGAUAAUCAUCAACCUUGUGGACCUCCCUCCCGUUGACUGACACCUGCUCAUCAUAGUCUCUUGCUAAAGUAGGCAACUGUUGUUGGUUCCUGUAUAUCUUACAUCAUGCAAACAGCUGCAAUGCACAUAGAACAACCGGUUUGGUACAGUGGAAUAUUACAGACAUAUAUUUUUUUUGGUGGCCAAGCUUCUCUUGCUCCCUGUAAGCUUUGGGGUAUUUUGGUGUGUUGCUUUUGGAGUGUGGUUUAUGUUUCCACUUUUCUGGUUCUUAUGCAGUAAAGUAAAGACAAUAUUAAUAACUACUUUUAAAAGAAAUUAUUGUGAAGCAGUCCAGUUAAAUCAUUGUGUUAGAGGAAAGAUUUGGUUCAAUGUUAUGUUCACCAAAACUAAAGACUUUGCAAUUCAUAGAUUCUAGUUUUUUCCCCUUGAACUCACAGAGGUAAAACUAAAGACAUUGCAGUUCUUGGAUUCUUAUUAUUUCCCAGGAAGUUUGUGAAAAAUAAUUUUGUAAUAGUGUUUUGUCAAAACACUGAUACUGCUGUGGUAAACAGGUAUUUGCAUUGUAUCGAAGUUUUGUAUAAUCAGAGGUAGUAGAUCGAGGGUUGAGAUCACUUGUAACAUUGUACAAGUAUAAACACACGAGUGGAGCAUUCAUUGUGUUAUUGUCUUGCCACUUCAGUUUUGUCAUUAUGAAGAUUUAUUUUGGUCAUUGCCCAAGAACACAAUAUAGUCUAAGAUAGUUUCAUUUUGUAUCAGAUACCUUUGUGUAUCAUGCAUAGGAAAGAUGAGUGCCAUUGUUGGACUUGGGCUCAGCGAUCAAAUCUAGUUAACUAACUGGGUAACCUGGUGGUAUGUGGGUUCAUUCAGCCAAGUUUGUGAUGAUUAGUUACAAUGAUGUUACAGUACUUGUACUCACUAGAUGGUAAAUUGUAACUGUGUCACGAUAUACACGAUAUGUAGGAGCCACCUGUACACUCUCACUUCCAUGUUGGAUGUUUUUGUCACUGUCAUUGGAGUGAAAUGUACAGCAUAGUUCACAAGGUAACAUUCAGGGUUAAGGUCAUGUGAUUCGAAGAUGUUGUUAGUUGUUUUCCAUUGUGUUUAUGUUAUUCCUAAAUCAUUGGCUUAAGAAUGAGCACAUCAUUUGUUGAAAUUGUAACUUCAUGGAUAAUGUCAGGAUUAAGUAUUUAGAGUACUUUCCAGAUUUCUCGAAUCAUUCAAAAUUGUUACUGGAGUAUUUAAUAAUUACAGUGUUUCUAUAUUUUGUGAAAAUGACAAAAACUAUAUGGAAGGUGAUAACAGUCAGUAGUUAGAAAGCGUGACAUUUGGUUUAUGCAAUUUGUGUGUUGUUGAAACUAAUGUGUUUAUGAAUGAUGUAAGGAUGGUGUCACCUGCCCCACUGACUGUAUGCAAGAGUUGUUUCAACCAAUGGAUGCAUGGUAAUAUACAGUGUCACCCUGAGCACUGUCUGUGAGGACCCCUCACUCUCACUGUGAUGUCACCAACCUUCUCAAGCAAUACUGUACCUAUAGUCUCACUUGUCACUGUCACUGUGAUAUUGGCCUCAGCCACACACAGUCUGCAAGUUGCACUACAAUAUACCUUGAUGUUCAUUACAAUGUGUGAACAUAGAAUGCUAAGACUUUUGUUUGAGGAACACUUCUCUUGAAGUUAGUGCUUGAUCCAUCUGAGAAAUAUUCUCAAGGAAUUACAUAUUUGAUGUUUGAGUUUAUGUCCUGUAAGGUACUGUGUUGCAAGCUAGUUUUCUCAAAUAAUUAUGCUAUGAGGAAAUAUUUAUCAAUUUUACUUUAUGAUUUGGAGUGAGUUUUAUGUUUGAUGGCCAAGGGCACUCUUUGUCCUUUGUCUAUGGAGGUUGAGAUAGGAUCUCUCUCAUAACAGGUUAUUUACAUUAGGAAAUACCAGGAUAUACUGUUAAUGUCCGGUUGCUGUGUCCAGCUAGAACUAUAAAGUGAAACUUCUAUGGUCAUGGUUUCAUACAUAACUAAAUGAGAGUAUAUGUGUUUCAUACAUCCUCACGUUAACUGUGUAGUAGAUAAAGAGAUUUGUUAACAACACCUAUUGCUGAAGUUACAAUUGCUAUGACAUCUAUUAAUUGAUUCAAAAAUAUGUUGUGACUGUAACAAUGAAAUUAUUUUGAUGUUCAGUAAAACUAAUAACAGGCAUAAGUCCAGUACAAAACUUAUCAUUUCCCGUCUCGCACCAAGUGAGACAUUGUAUCUAAUGUAUUCAACAGUGAUGUUCUGCUUUUUACAUUUUAAGCACAAAACAGCUGACUUUAAUCUUCUUUUUUUAAAUCAUUACUUAUGAAGCACCUUUUUACAAGUUGUUUCACACCUAUCAACAAAUAUUUCAUGAAAAUGUGAAUGUUGUCAUUUUCACAAAAGCUUGAACACAUUUCGUCACCCAUCAAUCUCUAUUUCCAAUGUGACAUGUAAUUGAUGUUAUGAUAUUGUGAUAAGGGCAGCUAAAUGUGUAAGGGAAUAUAAAUAUAUGCUGAACAUAUAUUACCGUAUGUGGGACUCUUAAUACUUGAAUGGCAAGGAUUUUAUGCAAGGUAAUGAUUAACAUAACAUCCUGCAGAUUGGAACUAAUUUCACAAAAUGCUCAAAAUGAUUAUUUGUUUAGGUAACUCAACUUGCUUGAAUAUAUUGGAAAAUUAAUAAAUCAGCAUAAAUGUAUUAUCUUUUGGGAGUAAGUACCUUGUAAUCCAUCCACAUUAUAGAGAGCAAGUUUUGUGUCUAGUUGAACAUGUGACAAACAUCUAAAAGUACAAGUGUCACUUACAUGAGUUGUCACUGAACUUGUGCUGAUACAGGUGAGCUACAGCGGUUAGCUCACUGUGCAGCACUAGAUACAGUUUUCUUGCAAUAAUAUUUAUUCCCAUCAUGCAAAUUGCACCAGACAUCGAUAUCAAUUGUAAAUAUACGUUUCAUUUGUUACAACUAUCAAAUGUCAUACCUUUUACCUGGAGUAAUAUUGUUUUCUUAUUUUAAUAAGUGCACCAAAUAGUUUUAUUGACAUUUUCAUAUUUAUCUGUUGUUUAAUCUUUAUCUUUUAGACUUUGUUUUCAAAGGGGAUUAACUUAUUAUUGAACAGUAAUCAAAGAUAAAAGAUACUCUGUGUACGUUGUGGUUAAUCUCGAAGGUCAGUGAAACAGGUGCCAUGUCAGUUAGAUAGAUAUAGUGGCGUGCAUCAACUAACCAUGAUUCCAUUGCCAACUGCUACUGGUAAUUUACCUGCAAAACGCCACCUAGAAUGACAUCAUGAUGCAGUGCCAAAACAGAAAUGUCAAAUUUCAACUUAUACCAAAGAUAAAAUGAAAUGUAUGGACUUAGUUGAUAUUUAAUUCUACAGAUAUUUUCUUGAAGGUAAUUGUAACUUAGGAAGUAAUAGAUUAAACCCCAUCCCAGUAAACAGUUGAACAAUAUAUAUUCUGUUCAAUAUUUUGAAUGAAUAUAAUAUGUUCAAUAUUUUGAAUGAAUUUCUGCUGCAGACCAAUGAUCCUAGAACAUUUCUUCUUUUUGGUUGAUCUUUAUGGAUAACUUGCAAAUCUGAAAGUUCCACCUUUCAGCUGAUGGGGUUAAUCUUUUGCAUUCCAGAUCCAUAUGUGAGUAUUAUUACAGCCCUCAUGUAGUCCUCGUUUAAACAAAUGUUAGGUAUUUGUCUGCUGCAGAUACAUUGUGUAAGUAAUACCUCAUUAGCCAUUUGAACAAUUACUGUUAUGGUAUAUCUUGCUUGCUAUCAUUGUAAUGUCAUACCGGAUAUGUGACUACAUGAAUCGUGUCACCAGUGUUGACAUGUUAGUGUGGGUAAUGGAGAACAAACUAAGCCAUGUCAUUUCUGCAGCACCAUGACAUUUUCUAUAAAACGCUGAUGAGUUUCAAAGACAUUCCUAUCUUGACAAUACUUACUACUAUCUAGGAAUGAUUUCGUCAUUACUUAAAUGUUUGCUAGAUACAAGAGAAGAAUUCAAGAGUAUAUCUCUGGAUAUGUGCACUCUUUUGUUACCUUCCACUUUCUCAGUGAGCUAGUCAUGGAAGUAUUUCCAGCGUAAAGACACAGGGUAGGAGGUGUUAGACUGGGUCCACAUCUUGCCAGAUAAUUUAUUCAGUGCCUCUUUGAGGGGCCAGCAGAGAUAUAGGCCUUUUGACAUUGCCAACAUCUGAAUGUCUAGAACAACCCAUGAAAACAACAUCACACAGACUAAUCUUCAUUCUUUGUUAGGGUUGUUUUCAAAUUUAUACAUAUUUAAGGAACAACGAGCCUUUACUUUACUUUCCUUGAGGGGAAAAUAUGUGACAUAGAUUUCUUAGACUGAGUGAAUGGUGUUUUAUGCCAUAAUCAGCAUUAUUAGUGCUUUUCAAAUCUGACCAACACAAACUAGUUGUUGAUAAUUAAUUAUUUGUCAGGCUGCAAUGACACGCAAACUGAUGACACAAUAGGACAAUGAUAUCUAUUUUUAAAAUCAGUGGAUUUGGGCAUAUCAUGUCAGUGUUUCCCAUCUAACCCACAGUGAAGUUCAAAAGGUGAAACAUAAUAAUCAUUUUCUGUUGAUAAAACAUUUUAGAUGUAAGUGUGUGAGAGUGAAUAGGUUUGGAUCUACUGACCACAAGCAAUAUGCAUCUUCUUCUCACUACUGAGUCGCCAGCUUCCUCCGCAUCUUUAUCACAGCGUUAUUUAUUUAUUUCCUCAGUGCUAUGCUUCUUUUGUACCCAUAAAACAAUAAUAUUGAAAAAAAUGUAUAUGAUAUAUUUAUGUGUACAAGAUUUAUUUAAACUAACUUCUGUUAAAAGUAUAAAUUAAACUGGAAAUAAGAAACUAUAUUACAAUGAACUAUUUUUACUUGUAUGUAGAAUGUAAAUAAAUCCAUUUAUACAUGUUC
Molecule: messenger RNA, 11497 nt
Organism: Haliotis rubra (blacklip abalone)
Lineage: Eukaryota; Metazoa; Mollusca; Gastropoda; Lepetellida; Haliotidae
Product: transient receptor potential cation channel subfamily M member 3-like
Biological process (GO): protein tetramerization; monoatomic cation transmembrane transport
Molecular function (GO): monoatomic cation channel activity
Source: RefSeq, a predicted model, not a curated record